Messenger RNA from Kwoniella shivajii, 1401 nucleotides. RefSeq lists its product as uncharacterized. Gene Ontology annotation, biological process: RNA 3'-end processing. The record is from RefSeq and is a predicted model, not a curated record. Gene Ontology annotation, molecular function: nucleotidyltransferase activity. The coding region runs from base 1 to 1401 and encodes 466 amino acids. The transcript has 6 exons. NCBI's taxonomy places the organism in Eukaryota, Fungi, Basidiomycota, Tremellomycetes, Tremellales, Cryptococcaceae.
AUGUCUGACUCAUCUACUGACAGUCCUUCGUCGUCUUCUUCUACCCCUUGCACAUCCCCUCCCAUGACAAAUGACUUUUCUUGCCCUUCUGCAAGAGAACAAUCUCCAUACAGCUUGUAUCUAGCUGAACCUUCACCCAGAAUGAACAUACCUUUCCUACUUGUAGAUCCAGAUUCUACUGAUCCCCUUCAAAGCUCGAUUAUGAAAUUGUGGCAAUCAUCCGAGCCAUCCUCAGAACGAAAACAGGAAAUGGAAGAACUCCGAUCGCUGAUGACGACAGCUUUCAACGAGACUUUCUGUCCUCAACACAUGCAAGAUGGAAGGGGACGAUUCAAGGUUGAAAUAGUUGGAAGUACAAGUUGGGGAGGGGAGAUUUCUUCUUCAACAGAUGUUGAUUUGGUUAUUGUGGACCGAGAAUUACCAAGAGGAUAUAUACCUUCCAUGUGGACCCAACAACCGUUCUCAAAAGCCUCACAGUCGAAAAUCCCAAGUACUAUCCCAUUAUUGAAAUUUGUCGAUCCCGCAAGGAAAUUAGGAUGUGAUAUCGUGUGUAAUGAUUUAUCUGGAAUGUACAAUUGUUCACUUGUCCUCCAUUAUUCUUUUUUAUCACCAUAUGUAUUUCGAUCAAUGAUUAAUUUCCUUAAAAACUGGUCGAAAUCCCGCCAAAUCAGUAACGUAUCUUCUUAUUGUUUAGCAUUAAUCACCAUCGCCUAUUUACAAUAUAUAGGACAUUUACCCAGCCUCCAGUGCGACGCCCCUUCUCCACUCUACCAUAAUUACCAAGACUUGUUGGAUGAUCAAGAGUUGAUCUGGGUAGAAUGGGGUAGACCUCAAGCGCUCCCUGCUCAUACAUCAUUCUCAACUUCAUCUCCGAUAAAUUGGGAACCCGUCGAUCCAGAUUUAACGGUCUCAAAAGCGGUCAAGGGUUUUUUCAGAUUCUUCAGUAAACCAUCUGUAGCUACGUCUAAAUCUCUCGACUUUGAAAAUGAAGAACCCAGAUUCAAUUCAACCAGACAAGUCAUUUCAAUCCUACAUGGCGGUAUCAUAACCCGCACUCAGCCAUUCGGAGACGAUUCGUUUGAUAGGUUAGAGAAAGACCAAAUAGACUAUCUGAUUUAUCGAAAGUUCACUCGUGCCCAAAUCAAAACGAUAAUGGAAGAGUGGAGAAACGCUAAAGCCUUGGAAAUUGAAAUGAAGAUGGGUAAAGGUGAAUCGCUGCAACCUGCUCACUGGGUGAAACAGUCAUUCAUCGUACAAGAUCCAUUCAAGUGGUCUAAGAGCAUCAACGAAAUGCAUGAAUUACUGGAACGACUGGGAUCACACGCCACAGCGGAAGAUAUCCUGUGUAGACAAACAGUUGCCGAGACUACAAACAAUAGUUUUUUACAAAUCGAACUUUAG